Molecule: messenger RNA, 2684 nt
Organism: Hydractinia symbiolongicarpus
Lineage: Eukaryota; Metazoa; Cnidaria; Hydrozoa; Anthoathecata; Hydractiniidae
Exons: 2
Coding region: 1492-1947 (151 amino acids)
Source: RefSeq, a predicted model, not a curated record
CACUCUGCAGAAAACCCUGUGUUUUUACUAAAAACGAAGUUGCAGUUUAAUUUUUGAACUUUUACUAUAACUUAUUCUGCAAACUUGGAAAUGUAGUGUGACUGUUAUUACUGGGACAGCGUCACAAUAACAUCAGGGUGGAGCCUUUACCAUCGAUGUAAAGGAUCGUCAGGAUACCUCUCCCGUCAAGUCAUACUAAAGACUAUAAUCAUGUUAAUCUAUAUAUUAUAGCGUCUAACAUAAAAAAAAAUGAUUGUGGUUGUCUAUUUUGAUUGCUUUGCUUACACCGCCUAAAAAACUUAAAUGUUGAGUCUCUCUGCAGAACUCUUAUCGAUGACAGUACUAACAAGAACUGUACUGGCGACAACCUCGUUCCCAGGGCAUUUUGCCUUGUUAAUGAAGUUUGUAGGGGUUGUUGGCCACCCCAUAAUAACGGCUUAGGCCAAGACCCUGGGGACGAGGUUGAAGUUUAUAACCUGCGCAAAUAAUCGUAAUAAAGUUUAAUACAGAGAGAGUACUUAAAAGUGGAUCCUUAAGACACCAAAUAUUUUUUCCAGAUUAAAGAAAUGUCCGCUUUGGAGAGGAUUUGCUUAUCUUGGCAAACGGUGUCCGCUGUGGACUGUCAGUUUUUGGGUAGGCUGAGGGAUAACAUAUUUUGUCCGUCUUAAAAAGGUGUACCAUGUCAAGGAUGUCCGAGAAGGUUCCUACAAUGCAUUGUUCUGCGUUAGCUCGUCAGGCAGUAAAACAAACAAUAAAGCACCUCCUUUUUUAUAUUAUUGUGGGGUCCCUUGCACGCUUCUCAAUUGACAAACGUGAAAACGGAAAGUGUUUUUUUACCAUUUAAAUAUUUAAUAAACAUUUCGCAUGCCAAGGUGUAUUUCGCCUUUAGCUUCUCUCUGUAGAAGGGUGCCUUAAGUACAUUUAGCUGGCAAACUCCUCUGUAAGCUUUUAGUAGCCAUUUUUAACUAUGACGUCAAGACAGUGCACACAAAUUUGACGUCAAAUUUGUCCGUAUUAUACUUUGAGCAAACACUCAGUAACGAAAGGAACUCGCUAAAAUGGAAAGGCAAAAUAGUAACGAUAUUGUUGGUAUGGAUUCUGUGAAAAAGGUAAAGCAGUUCAACAAAAGUUAUAACUAUUUCUGUCACUACGCUUCCUCUGACCUUUUCGUCAGUUCUUGCUAUACUUACCAUAAUAUAAACUAAUAGAGAGCCCAGAGUUUUUUGUGUCUGGCCACAAUCUGUAAAGAUAUAUCCACUCUUAUUUUUUCAGGAGAUAAAGGAAGCUUACGAAGAUAAGUUGACAUCCAUAUCUCAAGCUGUUGCGGAUGAAAAGAAACUUCGACAACACAGCGAAGAGAUCAGUAAAACGCAUCUAACGAAGAUAAAACAUCUGCAAGAAAUCCUUAAUGGUAACAUAAAGGAAUGUGACAAAGAAUUGGAUCGGUUAAGCGCUAAAGUUAAUGCCAUACCGGAGAUAAUUGAAGAAGCAAUGAAACCCGUGGUAAAGCUGGCUGCAGAAGCUGCUGAAGGAUGCGAAAAAGAAAAGGUAAAGAGAAUGGAAGUUGAAAGGGUGUUAGAAAAGGUGGAAGGUGAACGCGAUGCUUUGAUAAAGAAAAAUGAUGGCUUGAAUCGCUCUGCUUUUAACAUGGAAUGCAAAAUCAAAGAAUUAGAAGUAAUCAACGCGUAUCAACAAGAUGCAAUUGAAGACCUAAAAAGAAAAGUUGCUGAGAUGGAUAUGAAGAACAUCCAAUGUACAGAGCAAACAAAAAGCUUCGCCACAAUGCUUCGCAACAAGUGUGCUGGAAUUACAAAUAUUUUGCGUAGCAAUUUUAUUUGCAAAAUCUUUCCAAGGAAGGUUUCCAAGAAGAAACUGAAAGUUGUGGCUGCGAUUGAGGAAGUUGAAGAGCUACUUCAGUUGCAUGCUGCAGAAAUGCAAAAAUUCUAAUUUCCUUACCCCGUCCUACCUUUAUCCAUUUUUCAGAACUUUUUCUUAAUUCUUUCUGGAUUUCUUUCUGAAUUUUUUUGGAGUUUUUCUUUCUGGAUUUCUUUCUGAAUUUUUUCUGAUUUUUUUUUGAAUCUCUACUGAUUCUUUUUUUAGCCAAUCACUUUCACAAAAGUGAUUGACUACGCUAUGUUCAGGCACAAAUGACCAGGGCAAUAAAUACUUUUAACAAGUAUUUUAGAUAGACACCCUUUAUUUCCUAGUGUGAUAACUUUAGGUUAUCUGUGAAUUGGCGGCCACAGAAGUUUGAGUUAUCAUGCUAAGCUAAAGUUAAGUCCUGAGAGAAUACUUGUCCUAAAAAUGCAGCCCUUCUAUUUAUUCUUUGUUUUUAAAUCUUCUUUUGUUUUUUGUGAGGUUUUACUGGCCAUUUUUUUCUGAAAAGAACUUGAAUUUAUAUGUAGACAGCCAUAAGAUGUCGUCGUGGAAAGGCGGCAAAUACCCGGUGACGUCUUAUGUUGUUUUCAAUAAUUCUAGUCUUUAAUUCUCAUUUUAUCAAUUGGGUUUUUGUGAAGUCUUUUCGUGAUAAAGGUAGGGUGGGGUACACGUCUACUAUUUUUUGUAAUUUAUGUUUUGUAAAUAUAUUCUAAUAAUACAUUUAUCACGUCGUUUUAAUGACUUUCCUGAUAAUCUAAGAAUUAUUUUGAUAUGCUGAUGAUAUGCAUAUCACAACAUAUGUAAUA